Molecule: messenger RNA, 2265 nt
Organism: Trichomonas vaginalis G3
Lineage: Eukaryota; Parabasalia; Trichomonadida; Trichomonadidae
Product: kinesin-related family
Exons: 1
Coding region: 1-2265 (754 amino acids)
Biological process (GO): microtubule-based movement
Molecular function (GO): ATP binding; microtubule motor activity; microtubule binding
Source: RefSeq, a predicted model, not a curated record
AUGAAUCAAAUUUUCAAAGAAAAUCAAGCGCAAUAUUAUAUGAAUACUUCGUCAACAAACCCAGCUUAUUCUUCAUGGACGUCAAGCAAAAAUUUUGUAACGCAGAGUUCAUCAGUUAAAGCCGAGAUGGAAAAAAUUCAAUCACAACUUAACGAAAAUCAAUCUUCAGAAAAUUACGAUUCAAGUAUGCAAAAUAGAGAUUCAUCUUCAAUUGCAAAUGAUAUAUUAGACUCAAAUAGCGGACAAGAAUCUGAUAUUGUUGCACCCUCAUCUCCAAAAUCAGGUGGGACAGCUAUUACAGUUGUUAUUCGUGUCAGACCUCCAAAUAAUACCGAGAAAAAUGGACCACCCGGCCAAUUAAUUCGUGUUGUAGAUGAAAAAUGCUUAGUGUUUGACCCACCAGGAGAAAGACAGCAGAAACAAUCAUUUAUAUCAUCAUCGAGAGAUCGAUCUAAGGACAUUAGCUUUGGUUUUGAUAAAAUUUUUGACGAAGAUGCAACACAAGAAGAUGUCUUCGAUAUGGUAAAGAAUACUGUAUUCCAGGAAGAAGGUGGACUCCUUGAUGGAUACAACUGUACAGUUUUUGCAUAUGGUGCAACAGGAUCAGGAAAAACAUUUAGUAUGGCUGGUACCCAAGAAAACCCAGGAAUCAUGGCAAGAUCUGUUGAAUACAUUUUCCAAUCGAUCCAGAACCAAACAGGUAGAAGUGCUAAGAUAUGUAUAUCUUACAUGGAAAUAUAUAAUGAAGUUAUUCGUGAUUUGCUUCAGCCAUCAGAUGCGAAAGGAAAAGAACUUAAAAUUGUUGAUGACCCUCAAAAAGGAAUUAUUGUAACUGGAUUGAGCCAUAGAUAUCCAACAACAACAGCAGAAGUUCUUGAAUUAAUUCAGAUCGGUAAUGCUAAUAGAACACAAGCACCAACAGAAGCAAAUGCAAAUUCCUCGAGAUCCCAUGCAAUUUUGCAAAUCAUUGUUGAAAAUUGCGAUGAUGUUCCUGGCCUUACGACUGUUUCAAAAGUUGGAAAACUCAGCCUUAUUGACCUUGCAGGAAGUGAACGAGCAACAACAAAUACAGGUGUUAGACUUCGCGAAACUGCCAAAAUCAACUGUUCUCUUCUCGCAUUAGGAAAUUGCAUUACAGCUUUAUGCAAUGGAUCCUCCCAUAUUCCUUUCCGUCAAUCGAAAUUAACAAGACUGCUGAUGGAUUCACUUGGUGGAAACUGCAAGACAAUUUACUUAUCAUGCAUUUCUCCAAGCUACAUGACAUAUGAAGAUACAUUCAAUACUCUUCAGUAUGCAAACAAAGCUAAAAACAUCAAAAUUAACAUCAAAAAGAAUACAGUUAAUGUCAAAGCUCAUGUCGCUGAGUACCAGCAGAUGAUUGAGAAGCUUCGUGAUCAAGUUCAUACUCUCCAGUCACGGGCUGUUAAUCUUCCUUUAGUCACAAAUUAUGGAAGAACAUGUGAUCAAUUAUUGGAAAUUCAGAAGCAUAAAAUAACAUCACUUCUCAACAAGAGUUUUCCAAAAUCAGAUGCAUCAAUACAAGAAAAGUAUGAAGCAGUAAGGAAGAUUCCAGCUGUUGAGUUCCAAAGGAAAUGCGCACAAAGAGUUGCUGCUUACACUCAAGAGAGCUUGAAGACAAGGCCAACAGAUGAAACUCAGAAGAAAUGGUUGGAAAGAGAACAACAAAUCAGACAACUGAAUUUAGAAAUAUAUGGAUUGAGAUUAACAGCUGAAUUGUAUCAAUCACAGCUUGAUAUUCAAUCACAGCUAAUUGAUGAGAUAUCAAAACAACGCGCAAAUCCAACUAUUCCUAAGAAAGUUCCUAAAAUCGAAAUCCCAGAGCAAAAAUUGGAAUCUGAUGCAUCACAUAAUAAUAAUAUUAUGCUAUCAGAGAAUAGCGGCUUAUUAAGUAGUGAUGUAGAUUCCAACGUCGCUUCCAUUCCUUCGAUUUUGGAUUCUGUCAGAUUAUUAACAGAUGAUUUUGUUUCAGAUUCACUGAACGAAUCUGAAUCUUAUAAACCAAAACAAAACAGAUUUGGAGCAAGGCCUAUUUCUGCAAGAAGAAGAACAGAUAAUAGUAUUGGAGGAAUGCAGAACAAUGCAGAUGCAGAUAAUAUGUCUAUUUAUUCUUCUGCUUCAAUGAUGUCUUCUGAUGGAUCAGCAUUGAAGAAGAAGAAAUCUAUCAACAUUAGGGAGCAAUUCCAGAUUUUGAAAGCUCAGAAAGAGAAACUACGACAGAGUGUGACUAGCCGUGGUUUAAUCUGA